GUAACAAACUGCAUACUGCAUAAUGCAGUUUACCGAUUAGAUUCAUCGUAAACGCGCAUGCGCAGGAAAUUAGUUUCAUUGUAGAUGUAUAGAUGGAGUGGCAGUUCUCUUUCUCUCUCUCUCUCUGUCUCUGUCUGUUCUUUACUUGCAGUGAAUAUAUGCAAUUGUUAUUUUCUGUGCUUCGUAUAAUUAAUUAAGUGUUAAUUAAGUGUUGAAUAAUUAAUAUUAAAUCAUGUCUACGACAAACGAAGAUGAUCCUUAUGCAUAUGCUGCAAAAGGACCUCUCAAAUUAAAAAUCGAUCAGAGUGUGAGCAAAAAGAAAAAGAAAAAAGAUAGCCAAAAUAAAAAACUAGCAGAGAUAGCAAGUAAAAUCGAAGAGGAGAAACCACAGAAUGUUGAAAUAAAACGUACGAAGGCAGAAAUAGCUUUCCAAAAGAUGCAAGAAAAAAUGCAAAAUGAGAGAAUAAAACAGAAAGCUUCUAUGACCCACAAGCAACGCGUUGAAGAAUUUAAUAGACAUUUAGAUAGUUUGACAGAACACUUCGAUAUACCGAAAGUCAGUUGGACCAAGUAAGGGCAUCGUUUGUUUAAGAGUAUAAACAUUUUUAUUUAUUUAGAUUAUAAAUAACAAUCUGUGUGAUAGUUUAAAGAAUAAGAGAGACAUGGUAUAAGCUCAUUAAUAAUUCUUAUAUUUUUAAUAAACAAAUUAUAGUUUCAUAUA
This is a messenger RNA of Polistes canadensis, 721 nucleotides long. Its product is annotated as protein FAM32A. The record is from RefSeq and is a predicted model, not a curated record. NCBI's taxonomy places the organism in Eukaryota, Metazoa, Arthropoda, Insecta, Hymenoptera, Vespidae. The transcript is spliced from 3 exons. Gene Ontology annotation, cellular component: nucleolus. The coding region runs from base 233 to 574 and encodes 113 amino acids.